ACAUGAACUAAUACAAACUUACACACCAAAGCAAAUAUAAAAUCAUGAAUUGGACCAUCGUUGCCCUUUAACUUUUAGAUGAACUAUCCCUUUAUUAUGUGCAUUUAUUUUUCUAAGUUAAAGGAAUAAUUUACCACAAAAUGAAAAUUAGCCUUCAUUUUACCUUUAAGCCAUCCUAGGUGUAUAUGAUGUUUUUCUUUCAGUCAAACACAGUCAAAGUUAUUUUAAACAUUCUGGCUCUGUUCAGCUUUAUAAUAGCACUGGAUAGUGCCCCAUUUUUACCCUCAAAAACGAAUCCAUACAAUUAUUAAAUUACUUCUAAAGUGAAGCGAUUGGUUUUUGUAACAUUGGGUCACAGAUCAGCUUUUGCUUAAACUUAACUCUUUCAUGAGCACAUUGGCUAGGAUGACAUCUAUGUUCAUAAUAUAGUGUAAAAUGGAGUACUACUCAUUACAUUAUUUAAAUAAUAUAUUUUUAAUAACUCCAUGUAACUUAAAAUACUCCAUGAUCCACCAUAAACCUAAAAACGGCCAUGUUUUGUUGUUUUUUGCUUUUCUUGGUUUUUCUUUUUUAUUUCAUGUGAAGCUGCCAAUGACCAAUUGUGAAAAGUUUUGUAUAAAUACAAUUUUAUUGAGUUUAUAAAGUUUAAAAUGUAAAUUUUCUUUAAAAAAAUCAUUGCUUCACAUCGGAAGACAUGUGAUGUAGUAACAUCAUAGAUUGUUUUUCUUUAAAAAUGGGGCACUAUCCAAUUCCAUUAUAAAGCUAAAAAAGCCAGCAUAUUGUGAAACAUGUGUUUGUCUGAAAUACAAAAGUUUAAACAGUAAAAUAUGGGAUAAUUUUUAUUUUGAAGUAAACCUUUAAAACUUAGGUUGCGUUUAGCUCGAAAGAAUUAAGGAUUAAAUGUUUCACCACUUGAAUUAAUAUGUAGAUUUGUAUAUAAUAAAAAUAAGAAUGCAAUAAUGUAAUCUCAUAUGAAACAGAAAUGACUCAAGAGGUCAGAGGUCAUGUUGAAGUUUCACUUCCUGCUCGAGAUGAAAGCGCGAGCGCAGUUCGGUUCUACGCCAUGCACGCGCUUUCGUUUUGUCUUCCGUGAGUAAAUUAAAAACUUUAUAAACUUUACAAUGACGCGACGGGUGUGUGUGAAGCUCGAGCGUCGCGUCAGACGCGUUGAGUUUGGGUGUGUUUGCUGAGAGUUUGCGACGUUCAUCAGCUGGAUACUUAACGGAUGUUAAACGUAAACAUUUACCUGGUUUAACCUCAGUAACUUACUGAACCGGUUCUGUAGAGAUGGGUUCUUAUCCAGUCUCAUAUGUGAAGCUUCUGACGGUUCAUCGGGAGCUUCUGGUGGAGCAGGUGAAGAACACGCAGUGUUUGCUGGACAAUCUUCACAUGAACAACUUCAUCUGUACUGAAGAUAUAGAGAUCAUACAGCAAAGUGUCACCAAAACCGAUCAGGUGCGUAAGAUCCUCGAGCUGGUCCAGAGUAAAGGAGAAGAAUGUUCUGAAUAUUUCAUUCAUGUUCUUUAUGAAGCAUAUGAUGCUUAUAUUGACCUGCGUCCAUGGUUUCAUGACAUUCAGUACAGUCCAUCAGAUACUAUACAACACAUACCUGUGGUAAACACAGACCCCAUUAGCAAGUACAGUGAGAAACUCAGACAUGAGCUCAAGAGAGACACUCAGUUCAUCACAUCAUACUCAAAGUGUGAAGAGACGCCGCUGGAGGAUCUCUACACAGACACACAGAUGGAGCUCAUAAACGACAAGGGCGAGAGCCUGGGAUUUCUCCAGAGUCUGGAUGAGCUCCUCGGAGAUCAGGGGGUCUUCAACCAGGAGGCCGAGACCAUCUUCAUCACCGGUGAUGCUGGUGUAGGCAAAUCCAUCGUUCUUCAGAAACUCCAGAAUCUGUGGUCCAGGAGAGAGCUGAAAACUCGUGCCAAGUUCUUCUUCAAAUUCAGGUGCAGGAUGUUUAGCGCCUUUAAAGAAACGGAUGAGAUCUCGUUGAGGGAUCUUAUCUUCAAGCACAACUGCUAUCCGGACGGAGACCCCGACAACGAGGUCUUCACGUACAUCUUACGAUUCCCAGAGACGGUACUCUUCGCGUUUGAUGGAUACGAUGAAAUCCAAACAGACUUUGACUUGGAUAACGUGCCCGAGGUGGUCUCCCCAGAAGAAAAGACUCAUCCGCUUUUGCUUCUCAUGAAUCUGCUGUGUGGAAAACUGCUGAACGGUUCUCGGAAAAUUCUGACCGCGCGGACCGGCACGGAGAUCCAAAGCCGAGUGAUCAGGAAGAAGGUCUUUCUGAGAGGUUUUUCCCCCGAGCAUCUGAGGACGUACACGGCUUUGCAUUUCCCCGAGGAGGAACACAGGGCGAUGGUGCGAGUGCAGCUGGAUGCAAACCCUCAUCUCUGCGGUCUCUGUUCCAUCCCACUCUUCAGCUGGAUCAUUCUCAAGAGUUUCAAGCAUUUCUAUUCCAUCUACGAUGAUUAUAAAUUGCCAGACUCAUGCAUCACCCUCACUAAUGUUUUCCUGCUCCUCUCGGAGGUCUUUCUGGGUCGUACGACCGCUCGACCCGGUCUGCUGAAACGCAGUACGAGGUGUCCCGCUGAGACCUUUAAAUCCGGUGAGCAAAAGCUUUUGGCCUUCGCUAGACUCGCUCUGCAAGGUCUCGAGAGAGGUGCAUUUUUAUUUAGCAUCGAGGAGGUCACGUCCUGCGGAUUAGACGAUAAGGACCUUCAGUUCGGGUUUUUGAGGCCCGUUUGUCAUUACGACAUGUGUGGAAGCUCUGCCACAUUCGAGUUUCUUCACGUGACCCUGCAGGCGUUCUUAGCCAGUUUUGCUUUGGUCCUGGACACUAAGAUCGCCCCUGACACUAUCCUAAAGUUUUUCUCCAAAUGCAAAUACAAAAAGAAGUCCCGCCUCUCUUGUUUAUCUUGUCUGGGAAAGUCACAACCUAGAGACAAAGAUCCGUUCCAGACCAAUGAGCACUUCCAGUUUACCAAUCUCUUCUUAUGCGGUCUGUUGUCCAAGCCCAACGCCGCUCUUCUCGAGCACCUCGUUUCACCGCUUUCACUCAACCAGAAGCGUAAGGUGCUCAAGUCCUAUUUGUCUAACAGCGUGAAGUCACACCUGAAGGAUCUGCCUCGGCAUCCGGCCAUAGAAAUCACGGGUUAUAAAGUGCACGCCAUGCCCAAUUUCUUAUGGAUGCUGCGGUGUAUAUUCGAGAUCAACAGCGAGAAAGUGGCCAAGAUGACGGCUAACGGCAUAUCGGCCGAUUACAUUAAGAUCGCCUACUGUAACAUUUACUCGGCAGACUGCAGCGCUCUGAACUUUGUGUUACAUCAUCGUAAAAAACAUCUGGGGGUGGACAUGGAUAACAACAACAUCAGUGAUUAUGGAGUGAAACAGCUGAGACCCUCUUUCAGCAAAAUGACCGUGGUAAGAUUAUGUGUGAAUCAACUCACGGACGACAGCAUGGAGGUUCUGGCAAAUGAGCUCAUCAGAUAUAAAGUUGUCAAGAUUUUGGGCCUUUACAAGAAUCACAUCACAGAUGUUGGAGCCAAACUGGUAGCAGAGAUCAUUGAAGGAUGUCCUCACCUAAAGACUGUCAAACUCGGCUGUAACAACAUCACAGGUUUGGGUGCCAGCUAUCUUGCCAAAGGAAUUCACAAGAGUAAAUCUAUCUUUGAUGUAGGGAUGUGGGGUAACUCGAUCGGUGAUGAAGGUGCGAAUGCUUUCGCCGAGGCUUUAAAGAAUCACCCAUCCCUAACAAACCUCAGUCUCUCCGCCAAUGGCAUCACAUCUCAGGGGGGAAAGAGUUUGGCAAAUGCACUCAAGGAAAACACGAGCCUUCAUAUCUUCUGGCUCAUUCAGAAUCAAAUCUGUGAUGACGCAGCAUCUGAUCUCGCUGAUGUGUUCAGGUCAAAUUCAUCGCUGACCCAUCUGAUGUUAAUAGACAACCAGUUGAGCGUUCAUGGAGCCAGACAGAUAGCUGACGCUCUCUCAAACAACACUACACUGAAAGAAAUCAACAUUAAAGGAAACCAAAUCUCUAAAGCAGAAGAAAAACUCUUUGAGGAAGAGAAGAGGCUUCGUUUUCACUGAGAGAUCUCCAUGAGGAAAUAAUCAUUACACACACAACUCAUGUACAGUAUAUUAAUCACACCUACAAUAUAUUAUUCAUAUCUCACUCACAGUUUUAUAUCAAAGCCAAAUCAUACUUACAUAAGGGCUGGACAAUAUCAUUAUUUCAUGUUUUUUUGGCACUAUAUAGCUCAGAAUUAAUGUUUUUUUCCUUCAGAAUAACCAUUAUGUUUAAGAUCACGUAACUCACACAGUUUCUGUCAAUCGUGGGUACCUAUAGAGUAGUGUUUCGUCCCUUAUAUGUCUAUAGAGUCUUUUGUGUUGUCAGAUUUAUAAAAAGACAGAACAGCCUUUCCGUUUUUUUCCGAAAAAGGUUGAACUCUUGGAAGGUACGGUGGGAGGAGAUAAAGAGUUACGAGUACAGCACAGCUAUAUGUUCAUGUUGUUUACAUUAUAUGCACUUAUGCACCAAUUGCAGAUUAGAUUUUUAUUAACUUACCGCCUGUGGAUCCAACUCCUCAAUGGCGUCUUUAACGUUGGGACUGCUCCAUCACUCAGUAAACGAUUGGAUAAUCCGGUGUCGAUUUGGGCCUUGUUUGUAAAGCAAUAGUCUCCAAAAUUCAGGUAACAAACAUAAACAUUCGCAAUUAUCUUGCCGUCCAGGAAAAACAAACUACAUUCACUGUUGUAUUAAGACAGGGUUACUUGAAUAAGGUUUUCUUCUCCUUACCUUCAAAAACACACUUCUUUCUUUGUGCCAUGUGAUAUAUAAAACAAAACUGUUGUGUGCAAUGAUGUCUGUGACUUCUACUCAAAUGAACAAUGCUAAUGACGAGCGUUCUCGGUCUCACUCUGAUUGACGUGUGGGUGUGCUUUUCUGGGGGAAGUGCCCAUAAAAGGAGUAAGGGGUCAAUGAUAUGUAACAGUUAACCAUGUUUGAAAAAAACUUUGAAAGAUGAGUGAGUUUGGCCUGUACUUGUUAUUCAUAGAACGAACGUGCGCACAGAAAACGCUCGUACCACUUUCUUUCAGAUGUGAAAUCUAUAAAAUAUCUAUAAAACAGCAUCUGUCAAUGUUUAAACCCUUUUUGGCAGUAAGAAUGGCUUAUUUUCCAAAAACCUGCAGCAAUUAGAUAAGCAAAAGUACAUGCGUCUGCUCAGACCCUGACGUGGCACUUAACACUUUUCCACGUCAAAGACAGUUUUUAGAAAUGUGGACGUUGCCGUGGAUUUUUGCGUACGCACACUUUACGAUUAAAUCUGUGCAUAUGCACGCUUUAUAAAUAAGGCCCUGGGAGUUGCCCGCCAAAGCACAUUCUAUUAAUAGCCUCAAUUUUAAUAUUUAUUACAUAUUUUUAUAUUAGCUUGGUUUGUUUUAUGGAUGCUAACAUUUGAAACCAUGAUUAAACAUAUACAUUUUUUUGAGUUGACACUAUAUAAAAAGUAGCUCUCCAGAUUGUUUUAUCCAUUGUGGAUGUAGCCCUUGUUCACAAAAAGGUUGGAGACCCCCAAUUAAAAUAUAUGAUGCCUCGUGAAGACGCAUUCAUUCUGAAUUGUUUGAUUAAAACAGCUUAAAUGAGACUAUAAAACAUCUCUGAGUCAAGGACGGUUUGUGAAACUAGACAAAAGCAGAAACAAGUAUUGUCCAGCCCUAAACUCACACAAUGAACAUCCAGACAAGAAUUGAAAGAUCUGUGCUUGAAAAAUGUUGUUUUUUUAAUGUCAUUAUCUCUGUACAUAAUGUUCACAUGGAAUGUUACAAUAAAUCAUUUUUUAAAGAA
Misgurnus anguillicaudatus (oriental weatherfish) is the source of this 5860-nucleotide messenger RNA. It is a transcript of the gene nod1, whose product is annotated as nucleotide-binding oligomerization domain containing 1. The record is from RefSeq and is a predicted model, not a curated record. Lineage: Eukaryota; Metazoa; Chordata; Actinopteri; Cypriniformes; Cobitidae. Gene Ontology annotation, biological process: regulation of apoptotic process. Gene Ontology annotation, cellular component: cytoplasm. Gene Ontology annotation, molecular function: protein binding.